AAGAUAAUUACAAUUGAAACAUGCAAAGUUCCGAGAAGGCUUGACUGGAUGGACACAAAGGAGGGUGGCUCGCAUGACUAGAGCAGGCUUAAAGUCAAUUAAAGCUCAUUGUGGACUGAAAUAAAAAAUAUACAUUCAGAGGACGUGAAUCCUUGGAAUUCUUAAUUUGGAAGGGCUCAGUGCAAAACUAAGAUGGAUAGACUUCUAAAUUUUUAAAGAAUCAGGGAGCAGCAAAGAAAAAAAUAGAAUUGAGGUCUUAUAUUAGAUAUGAUUUGGUUCAAAUGAGGAACGGGCUCAAGUUGCCUGAGUUUGCACUCAGUACCUCUGUGGACCAGCUGGCUGAGGUGUCCCAUCUUUAACCUCUCACUACUCCAGUCACUAUUCCUUACAUCUGAUAGUGAGGUACCGGUUGGUGGAAGGGGCAGAGUGGCCUUGUCCCAGCCUCGUCAAUCGUCCCUGGGUGAGGGGCGGACGCGGCUGCAACAGCCGAGUCGAGGGAGGGAGGGUGUGGUCGGGUGCCGUCUCCCUGGCGACGGGCCUCACAGUAGCUUCGUCUGUUUCUGUGCGAAGUUAUGAAGAAAUUCGACAAGAAAAACGAGGAGACGGGAAGUGGAUGCAAUCCUUACCAGCAACUGGAAAAAAGUGUUGUCCUUCAAGAGGCCCGUAUAUUCAAUGAAACUCCACUGAAUCCAAGAAGAUGUUUACAUAUCCUUACAAAGAUCCUCUAUCUGCUCAACCAGGGAGAACAUUUCGGAACAACAGAAGCCACAGAAGCCUUCUUUGCAAUGACCAAGCUCUUUCAGUGCAACGACCAAACCCUUAGAAGAGUGUGUUACUUGACAAUUAAGGAGAUGGCUAACAUUUCAGAAGAUGUGAUAAUAGUCACAAGCAGCUUGACCAAGGAUAUGACGGGGAAAGAUGAUGUAUACCGAGGUCCAGCAGUAAGGGCACUGUGUCGCAUUACAGAUAUUACAAUGUUGCAGGGGAUAGAACGUUAUAUGAAACAAGCUAUUGUGGAUAAAGUGGCCAGUGUAUCCAGCUCUGCCUUAGUUUCCUCUCUGCACCUUGCAUCUACAAGUUACGAUUCUGUGAAGCACUGGGUAAAUGAGGUACAAGAAGCUGCUUCCAGUGACAACAUUAUGGUGCAGUACCAUGCCGUAGGUCUAUUGUUUCAUCUCCGAAAGACGGACCGCUUAGCCAUUACAAAAAUGGUAAAUAAAUUCACCAAGUGUUGCCUAAAGUCCCCAUUUGCCCUUUGCAUGCUGAUCCGCAUUACAAGUAAACUCCUUGAGGAGAACAAUAGUCAGCAGAACAACUCCUUGUUUGAUUUCAUGGACAACUGCUUACGCAACAAACAUGAAAUGGUUGUCUAUGAAGCAGCAUCGGCCAUUGUCCAGCUUCCCAGCGGCACUGCCAGGGGACUAGCACCUGCAGUGUCGGUGCUCCAACUUUUCUGUAGUUCUUCCAAACCAGUUUUGAGAUUUGCUGCUGUUAGAACUCUGAACAAAGUUGCAAUGAGGCACCCAUCUGCCGUGACUGCCUGUAAUCUGGACCUUGAGAGCAUGAUCACGGACUCAAACCGCAGCAUUGCCACACUAGCCAUCACUACACUAUUGAAAACUGGCAGUGAGAGUAGCGUGGAUCGACACAUGAAACAAAUCUCCACUUUUGUGUCUGAAAUAUCAGAUGAAUUUAAGGUGGUUGUGGUGGAGGCGAUCAGCGUACUUUGCCAGAAAUAUCCUCGCAAACACAGUAUUAUGAUGAAUUUCCUAUCCAACAUGCUGAGGGAAGAGGGUGGGUUUGAGUACAAGCGCGCAAUUGUUGAUUGCAUAAUUAAUGUCAUCGAAGAGAAUCCACAGAGUAAAGAAACCGGCCUAGCCCAUUUGUGUGAGUUUAUCGAGGACUGUGAGCACACAGUGCUUGCCACUCGUAUACUUCACCUGUUAGGCAGUGAAGCACAUAGGACUCCUGUUCCUUCCAAGUACAUUCGCUUUAUAUUCAACAGAAUAGUGUUGGAGAAUGAAGCAGUGAGAGCCGCUGCUGUCACGGCAUUAGCAAAACUUGGAGCCCAAAACGAGGAGCUGUUUCCAAGUGUUCUAGUUCUUUUACAGAGGUGCAUGAUAGACUGUGAUGAUGAAGUUCGUGAUCGUGCAACAUUCUAUGUGAAUGUAUUACAACAACGGCAGAAAAUUCUCAACGCAAACUAUAUUUCUGGCGGUUUGUCUGUAUCUAUUCCUGGACUGGAACGAGCUUUGCAUCACUAUACCUUGGCACCUUCAGAUAAACCAUUCGACAUGAAGUCUGUGCCCCUAGCCAAUGCUGUUUAUGUUGAGCAGAAAACUGAAUUUGCCCUUUUUGCGAAUAAACAGCUCGAGAAGAUUAUGCCAUUGCAUCAAGACAUAUUCCAAGAACAGCUUGCAGCUAUUCCAGAAUUCAAACAUCUUGGCCCACUCUUCAAAUCCUCACCACUCAUACAGCUCACAGAACCGGAGACUGAAUAUGUGGUCCAUUGUAUCAAGCACACAUUCCAAAAUCAUAUGGUUUUUCAGUUUGACUGUACCAAUACCCUGAAUGACCAAUUACUAGAGAAGGUCACCAUAGAGGUGGAGCCUUCGGAUGCAUAUGAGGUGGGCUGUUUUGUCCCGGUGCCAACUCUUCGCUUUAACCAACCUGGCACCUGCUACACACUGGUGAUGCUACCCGAGAAUGAUCCCACAGCAGUCUCCUGUACAUUCAGUUGUACAAUGAAAUUUGUCAUGAAGGAUUAUGGCCCCAGUACAGGACUGCCAGAAGCUGAAGGUUAUGAUGAUGAGUAUGUGUUAGAAGACUUGGAAGUGACUGUUUCUGAUCACAUACUGAAGGUCUUGAAGCCCAAUUUUACAAUUGCUUGGGACGAAGUAGAUGAGUUUCAGAAAGAAGAAACAUUUGCACUGUCUUCUGUGAAGACGUUGGAUGAGGCUGUGAAUAAUAUAAUUCGUAUCCUCGGUAUGCAGCCAUGUGAAAGAUCAGAUAAGGUACUGCCAAAUAAAAACACCCACACUCUCUACCUGGCAGGUGUUUUCAGAGGUGGUUAUGAUGUCCUUGUACGUGCCAGAUUAGUAGUGGCAGAAGGAGUAACAAUGCAAGUGACUGUCCGAAGUCAAAUAGAGAUGGCUGUGGAUGUUAUUCUGAAUUCUGUUGGUUAAGUUCACACUGGUUUAAUCCAUUUCAGUUUAUCCCAUUAGGAAAUGUUGUAUAUUUUACUUACUGGAGACUAAAUUAAAGUGAAUUAAACAUAAUAUUUAACGUUUAAACUGGGAUUUUGGGAGAGAAUUUUCAGUUUGCACCAAGUUAAAUACUGUCAUGCAGCAUUGUUGGAGCCCAGUCAAUACCAAAAUUCAAAUGCGUGAACUACCCAUGAACAGCAAUGUUGCUGAAAUUUUAUUUUUGGGCUGUUUUAGUUUUUGCAUGUGGUUUGUGUCAAGUUUUUAACGUCUGGAGAUCCUAGAGCCAAAUCUUCCCUUAAGAAUUAUUUUUUUUUUUAAAUCAGUUCCAUAUUUGUUGCAAUAAAGGCAAGGGAAAAUCCAAAAAGUACAUUUUUUGAUGUCUGAAUUACAAUCAGCAAGGUGUUGCUUUACAUACAGAGUAUGGCUGAAUAUUCCUUCAAUCUAUGAUAUUUGCAAAUGUUUACAAGUGUGUCAAAUGUUAAGGAAUUAAAAACUAUCCAUUUAGUUUAAAGAAUAAAUGUGAAUAUUUACAGAAAGAUUUGACCUGUUUAUUUUUAUUGUGUACAAAAGUCAUACAUUCGGUUUCAUUAUAAUUUAAAUUAAAUAGAGUAAACCUCCAAUAAUCCACUAAACAGCAAUAAAAUUGGUUCAUUUUCCAGCUCUCCAGGUGCUGAUUCCUGUGUUCCCUUUUCACACCCUGGUACCCAUGCUCCAUUUAAACUCACUGUGGCCAUUGUUCUCAAUAGUCCAGCACCGAAGUCACAAACAUGCUGGAUUACUGGAGUUUACUGUAUGCCAUUGUUGAUAGAAACAUAGAAAAUAGGUGCAGGAGGAGGCCAUUCGGCCCUUCGAGCCAGCACCGCCAAUCAUCGUGAUCAUGGCUGAUCGUCCCCUAUCAAUAACCCGUGCCUGCCUUCUCCCCAUUCAAUUUUGGCUAUCCUUGAAAUAAGUUGUUCAUCA
Molecule: messenger RNA, 4166 nt
Organism: Leucoraja erinaceus (little skate)
Lineage: Eukaryota; Metazoa; Chordata; Chondrichthyes; Rajiformes; Rajidae
Gene: copg2
Product: COPI coat complex subunit gamma 2
Exons: 24
Coding region: 573-3185 (870 amino acids)
Biological process (GO): intra-Golgi vesicle-mediated transport; endoplasmic reticulum to Golgi vesicle-mediated transport; intracellular protein transport
Cellular component (GO): endoplasmic reticulum-Golgi intermediate compartment; Golgi membrane; endoplasmic reticulum
Molecular function (GO): structural molecule activity
Source: RefSeq, a predicted model, not a curated record